AGCCGCAUGGAUGGCAGCAGCAGGCCUGCCGGGCCCAGCGCGAGCUCCUCUCCACUGUGCACCAUGGUCCAGCGGUGGCUGCUGCUGUCCUGCUGCGGAGCCCUGCUCAGCGCUGGUCUGGCUAACACCUCCUACACCAGCCCAGGCCUCCAGAGGCUGAAGGACUCUCCACAGACAGCCCCGGACAAAGGCCAGUGCUCCACGUGGGGGGCUGGUCACUUCUCCACCUUCGACCACCACGUGUACGACUUCUCGGGGACGUGCAACUACAUCUUCGCGGCCACCUGCAAGGACGCCUUCCCCACCUUCAGUGUCCAGCUGCGGCGAGGCCCAGACGGGAGCAUCUCGCGGAUCAUCGUGGAGCUGGGGGCCUCCGUCGUCACUGUGAGCGAAGCCAUCAUCUCAGUCAAGGACAUCGGGGUCAUCAGCCUGCCCUAUACCAGCAAUGGACUCCAGAUCACACCCUUCGGCCAGAGCGUGCGGCUGGUGGCCAAGCAGCUGGAGCUGGAGCUGGAAGUCGUGUGGGGUCCUGACAGCCACCUCAUGGUUCUGGUGGAGCGGAAGUACAUGGGUCAGAUGUGCGGGCUCUGCGGGAACUUUGACGGGAAGGUGACCAACGAGUUUGUCAGUGAGGAGGGCAAGUUCCUGGAACCCCACAAGUUUGCUGCCCUCCAGAAGCUGGACGACCCCGGCGAGAUCUGCACCUUCCAGGACAUCCCCAGCACCCACGUCCGGCAGGCCCAGCACGCCCGGAUCUGCACCCAGCUGCUGACCCUGGUGGCCCCUGAGUGCAGCGUGUCCAAGGAGCCCUUCGUGCUAAGCUGCCAGGCGGACGUGGCCGCAGCCCCCCAGCCAGGCCCACAGAACAGCAGUUGUGCCACCCUGUCGGAGUACUCCCGCCAGUGCAGCAUGGUGGGCCAGCCGGUCCGCCGCUGGCGGAGCCCCGGCCUGUGCUCCGUGGGUCAGUGCCCGGCCAACCAGGUGUACCAGGAGUGCGGCUCGGCCUGCGUGAAGACCUGCUCCAACCCGCAGCACAGCUGCUCCAGCUCCUGCACCUUCGGGUGCUUCUGCCCGGAAGGUACGGUCCUGAAUGACCUCUCCAAUAACCACACCUGCGUGCCCGUCACCCAGUGCCCCUGUGUGCUCCACGGCGCCAUGUAUGCCCCCGGGGAGGUCACAAUAGCUGCCUGCCAAACCUGCCGGUGCACCCUGGGCCGCUGGGUGUGCACGGAGCGGCCGUGCCCCGGACACUGCUCCCUGGAAGGUGGCUCCUUUGUUACCACAUUUGACGCCAGGCCCUACCGCUUCCACGGCACCUGCACCUACAUCCUCCUCCAGAGCCCCCAGCUUCCCGAGGACGGUGCCCUCAUGGCUGUGUACGACAAGUCCGGCGUCUCACACUCCGAGACCUCCCUGGUGGCUGUGGUCUACCUCUCCAGGCAGGACAAAAUUGUGAUCUCUCAGGACGAGGUGGUCACCAACAACGGAGAAGCCAAGUGGCUGCCAUACAAGACUCGCAACAUCACGGUCUUCAGGCAGACGUCCACCCACCUCCAGAUGGCCACCAGCUUCGGGCUGGAGCUCGUGGUCCAGCUGCGCCCCAUCUUCCAGGCCUAUGUCACUGUUGGGCCCCAGUUCAGAGGUCAGACCAGAGGGCUCUGCGGCAACUUCAACGGGGACACAACGGAUGACUUCACCACUAGCAUGGGUAUCGCCGAGGGCACCGCCUCGCUGUUUGUGGACUCCUGGCGGGCGGGGAACUGUCCGGCCGCUCUGGAGCGUGAGACUGACCCCUGCUCCAUGAGCCAGCUCAACAAGGUGUGUGCAGAGACCCACUGCUCCAUGCUGCUGAGGACAGGCACGGUGUUCGAGAGGUGCCACGCCACAGUGAACCCUGCACCCUUCUACAAGAGGUGCGUGUACCAGGCCUGCAACUACGAGGAGACCUUUCCCCACAUCUGUGCCGCCCUGGGCGACUACGUACACGCCUGCUCCUUGCGGGGCGUCCUGCUCUGGGGCUGGAGAAGCAGUGUGGACAACUGCACCAUCCCCUGCACGGGUAACACCACCUUCAGCUACAACAGCCAAGCCUGUGAGCGCACCUGCCUGUCGCUGUCGGACCGUGCCACCGAGUGCCACCACAGCGCCGUGCCCGUGGACGGUUGCAACUGCCCCGAUGGCACCUACCUGAACCAAAAGGGCGAGUGUGUGCGCAAGGCCCAGUGCCCGUGCAUACUGGAGGGUUACAAGUUCAUCCUGGCCGAGCAGUCCACUGUCAUCAACGGCAUCACCUGCCACUGCAUCAACGGGCGGCUGAGUUGCCCGCAGCGGCCACAGAUGUUCCUGGCCUCCUGCCAGGCCCCUAAGACCUUCAAGUCCUGCAGCCAGUCCUCCGAGAACAAGUUUGGGGCAGCCUGUGCCCCCACAUGCCAGAUGCUGGCCACCGGUGUUGCCUGCGUGCCCACCAAGUGUGAGCCUGGCUGUGUCUGCGCCGAGGGCCUCUACGAGAAUGCCGACGGGCAGUGUGUGCCCCCCGAGGAGUGCCCAUGUGAGUUCUCGGGGGUCUCCUACCCUGGAGGAGCUGAGCUCCACACUGACUGCAGGACCUGCUCCUGCUCAAGGGGGAGGUGGGCCUGUCAGCAGGGCACCCACUGCCCAUCCACCUGCACCCUCUACGGGGAGGGCCACGUCAUCACCUUCGACGGCCAGCGCUUCGUAUUCGACGGCAACUGCGAGUACAUCCUGGCCACGGACGUCUGUGGUGUCAACGACUCACAGCCCACCUUCAAGAUCCUGACAGAGAACGUCAUCUGUGGGAACUCCGGGGUCACAUGCUCACGGGCCAUCAAGAUCUUCCUGGGGGGCCUGUCCGUGGUGCUGGCGGACAGAAACUACACGGUCACCGGGGAGGAGCCCCACGUGCAGCUCGGGGUGACGCCGGGUGCGCUGAGCCUUGUCGUGGACAUCAGCAUCCCCGGGAGGUACAACCUGACGCUCAUCUGGAACAGGCACAUGACCAUCCUCAUCAGGAUCGCCCGUGCCUCCCAGGAUCCCCUCUGCGGCUUGUGUGGCAACUUCAACGGGAACAUGAAGGACGACUUCGAGACGCGCAGCAGGUACGUGGCAUCCAGCGAGCUGGAGUUGGUGAACUCGUGGAAGGAGAGCCCGCUGUGCGGGGACGUGAGCUUCGUGACAGACCCCUGCAGUCUCAAUGCCUUCCGGCGCUCCUGGGCCGAGCGCAAGUGCAGCGUCAUCAACAGCCAGACCUUUGCCACCUGCCACAGCAAGGUAUACCACCUGCCCUACUACGAGGCCUGCGUGCGCGACGCAUGUGGGUGUGACAGUGGCGGGGACUGUGAGUGUCUGUGCGAUGCCGUGGCUGCCUACGCCCAAGCCUGUCUGGACAAGGGUGUGUGCGUGGACUGGAGGACCCCGGCCUUCUGCCCCAUCUACUGCGGCUUCUACAACACGCACACGCAGGACGGCCAUGGCGAGUACCAGUACACACAGGAGGCCAACUGCACGUGGCACUACCAGCCCUGCCUCUGCCCCAGCCAGCCACAGAGCGUCCCAGGCAGCAACAUCGAAGGCUGCUACAACUGCUCCCAGGAUGAGUACUUCGACCACGAGGAGGGGGUGUGCGUGCCCUGCAUGCCGCCCACCACGCCGCAGCCACCCACCACGCCGCAGCUGCCCACCACAGGCUCACGGCCCACGCAAGUCUGGCCCAUGACGGGAACCUCCACCACCAUCGGGCUUCUCAGCUCCACCGGACCCUCACCCAGCUCUAAUCACACCCCUGCCAGCCCCACCCAGACACCCCUCCUUCCAGCCACGCUCACAUCCUCCAAGCCCACAGCCUCCUCGGGAGAACCACCUAGACCAACCACGGCCGUCACCCCACAAGCCACAUCAGGGCUGCCUCCCACAGCCACACUGAGAUCGACAGCCACAAAACCCACAGUGACCCAGGCCACAACCAGGGCCACGGCGUCGACCGCCAGCCCAGCCACGACGUCCACAGCUCAGUCCACAACACGGACCACAAUGACACUACCAACCCCAGCCACAUCAGGGACAAGCCCCACGCUGCCAAAAUCGACCAAUCAGGAACUGCCAGGAACAACGGCCACCCAGACGACAGGCCCACGUCCAACCCCAGCAAGCACCACAGGCCCAACCACCCCACAGCCAGGACAACCCACGAGGCCCACAGCCACAGAGACCACUCAAACAAGAACGACUACUGAAUACACAACGCCCCAAACCCCACACACCACACACUCCCCGCCUACGGCGGGGAGUCCCGUCCCUUCCACAGGUCCUGUCACUGCAACAUCUUUCCAUGCCACCACUACCUAUCCAACCCCAUCACACCCUGAGACCACACUUCCCACUCACGUUCCACCUUUCUCCACCUCCUUGGUGACUCCAAGUACUCACACAGUCAUCACCCCUACCCACGCACAGAUGGCCACAUCUGCCUCCAACCACUCAGCGCCAACAGGUACCAUUCCUCCACCAACAACGCUCAAGGCCACAGGGUCCACCCACACAGCCCCACCAAUAACGCCGACCACCAGUGGGACCAGCCAAGCCCACAGCUCAUUCAGCACAAACAAAACACCUACCUCGCUACAUUCACACACUUCCUCCACACACCAUCCUGAAGUCACCCCAACUUCUACUACCACGAUUACUCCCAACCCCACUAGUACACGCACCAGAACCCCUGUGGCCCACACCAACUCAGCCACCAGCAGCAGGCCACCACCACCCUUCACCACACACUCCCCACCUACAGGGAGCAGUCCCUUCUCUUCCACAGGUCCCAUGACGGCAACAUCCUUCAAGACCACCACUACCUAUCCAACCCCAUCACACCCUCAGACCACACUUCCCACUCACGUUCCACCUUUCUCCACCUCUUUGGUGACUCCAAGUACUCACACAGUCAUCACCCCUACCCAUGCACAGAUGGCCACUUCUGCCUCCAUCCACUCAAUGCCAACAGGCACGAUUCCUCCACCGACAACGCUCAAGGCCACAGGGUCCACCCACACAGCGCCAACAAUGACGCUGACCACCAGCGGGACCAGCCAAGCCCUGAGCUCAUUAAACACAGCCAAAACCUCUACAUCCCUACAUUCACACACUUCCUCCACACACCAUGCUGAAGCCACCUCAACUUCUACCACCAACAUCACCCCCAACCCCACCAGUACAGGAACCCCACCAAUGACAGUGACCACCAGUGGGACCAGCCAAUCCCGAAGCUCAUUUAGCACGGCCAAAACCUCUACAUCCCUACAUUCACACACUUCCUCCACACACCAUCCUGAAGUCACCUCAACUUCUACCACCAGCAUCACCCCCAACCACACCAGUACAGGCACCAGAACCCCUGUGGCCCACACCACGUCGGCCACCAGCAGCAGGCUACCCACACCCUUCACCACACACUCCCCACCUACAGGGACCACUCCCAUCUCUUCCACAGGUCCUGUCACUGCAACAUCCUUCCAGACCACCACUACCUAUCCAACCCCAUCACACCCUCACACCACACUUCCCACUCACGUUCCAUCUUUCUCCACCUCCUUGGUGACUCCAAGUACUCACACGGUCAUCAUCCCUACCCACACACAGAUGGCCACUUCUGCCUCCAUCCACUCAAUGCCAACAGGCACCAUUCCUCCACCGACCACGAUCAAGGCCACAGGGUCCACCCACACAGCCCCACCAAUGACACCGACCACCAGUGGGACCAGCCAAUCCCCAAGCUCAUUUAGCACGGCCAAAACUUCUACAUCCCUACCUUACCACACUUCCUCAACACACCAUCCUGAAGUCACCCCAACUUCUACCACCAACAUCACCCCCAAACACACCAGUACAGGCACCAGAACCCCUGUGGCCCACACCACCUCGGCCAGCAGCAGCAGGCUACCCACACCCUUCACCACACACUCCCCACCUACAGGGAGCAGUCCCUUCUCUUCCACAGGUCCUAUGACUGCAACAUCCUUCCAGACCACCACUACCUAUCCAACCCCAUCACACCCUCAGACCACACUUCCCACUCACGUUCCACCUUUCUCCACCUCCUUGGUGACUCCAAGUACUCACACAGUCAUCAUCACUACCCACACACAGAUGGCCACUUCUGCCUCCAUCCACUCAACGCCAACAGGCACCGUUCCUCCACCAACAACGCUCAAGGCCACAGGGUCCACCCACACAGCCCCACCAAUGACAGUGACCACCAGUGGGACCAGCCAAACCCACAGCUCAUUCAGCACAGCUACAGCCUCUUCUUCCUUCAUAUCCUCCUCGUCUUGGCUGCCUCAGAACUCUAGCUCAAGGCCACCGUCAUCACCUAUCACCACACAACUCCCCCACUUGAGUUCUGCAACCACUCCUGUUUCCACAACUAAUCAGCUGUCCUCCUCAUUUUCUCCCAGUCCUUCUGCCCCCUCUACUGUUUCUUCUUAUGUGCCCUCCUCCCACUCCUCUCCCCAGACUUCAUCGCCUUCUGUUGGCACAUCUUCCUCUUUCGUGUCCGCCCCCGUGCACUCCACAACCCUGAGCUCGGGGUCACACUCCUCAUUGUCCACUCAUCCCACGACUGCAUCAGUGUCUGCAUCUCCUCUUUUUCCUUCUUCUCCAGCUGCCUCUACUACCAUUAGGGCCACUCUCCCCCACACUAUCUCCUCUCCUUUCACCCUCUCUGCUCUACUCCCCAUAUCCACUGUUACCGUGUCUCCCACCCCAUCCAGCCACCUAGCCUCCAGCACCAUUGCAUUUCCGUCCACGCCCAGGACCACGGCCAGCACCCACACCGCCCCUGCCUUCUCCUCUCAGUCCACCACCUCGCGGUCCACUUCUCUCACCACCCGAGUUCCCACAUCAGGCUUUGUGUCACUCACCUCGGGGGUGACGGGUAUCCCCACCUCUCCAGUCACCAACCUUACCACCAGGCACCCUGGUCCCACCUUGUCGCCUACCACACGGUUCCUGACCAGCUCCCUCACUGCCCAUGGAAGCACCCCUGCUUCUGCCCCGGUAUCUUCUCUCGGGACACCUACGCCCACCUCACCCGGGGUCUGCAGUGUGCGGGAGCAGCAGGAGGAGAUCACGUUCAAGGGGUGCAUGGCGAACGUGACGGUAACCCGCUGUGAGGGCGCCUGCAUUUCCGCUGCCAGCUUCAACAUCAUCACCCAGCAGGUGGAUGCCCGCUGCAGCUGCUGCCGCCCCCUCCACUCCUAUGAGCAGCAGCUGGAGCUGCCCUGCCCCGAUCCCAGCACGCCUGGCCGGCGGCUCGUACUCACCCUGCAGGUGUUCAGCCACUGCGUGUGCAGCUCUGUGGCCUGUGGAGACUAGCAGGGUCGCUGCCUGCUCUCCUGGGGCUGAAGGACUGCAGAUGACAGACAGGAAAACACCCACCAGCCCCCUUCCCGCUUGUGCCAGCAGCUGCUUUCCUGGUCACCAGGCCUGGCCCCCAAGUGCCCUGGGCCGUGGCUCCCUGGGGCACCGGUUGGAGAGGGGCUGCCAAGCAGGGGCUCAGACUACCACACUCCUGCAGACCCUGAGCCAGCAGAGAGGGACUGAGGCGGACAGUGGUCACGGACCUCCCAGGCACACAGGGCACUCCCGACCACCCCUGCCCACCGUCCAACACCUCCCAGCCCCUGAACUUGGCCCCAGCCCUGCUGGGCCCAGAACCCUGCAGAUGAAGCCACAGAGCAGGCGCUCGACCAGACCCAUCAGGGGCGAGGAGGGCACGGAAACCUGUGCCGAGAUGGGGGCAAGAGGCCCAGGCAGCCACCAGCACAGAGAAGAGGAGAUCCCCAGAGUCAGGGAGGGCAGAGGGUGGCAGCGAGGGCAGGGCAGCCGCCCCCGCUCCCAGCCAGGCAGAAGGCCCCCACCAGCACCACACCCAUCCCCAGCAGCCUGUCCUUGGGAGAGGGCGUCACCCGGUCAGAGACUCCAAAUAAACCGGUUCUUGUCAAGGCA
Messenger RNA from Homo sapiens (human), 8016 nucleotides. RefSeq names its product mucin 6, oligomeric mucus/gel-forming (gene/pseudogene) (gene MUC6). The transcript is spliced from 33 exons. The coding region runs from base 64 to 7383 and encodes 2439 amino acids. The record is from RefSeq and is marked reviewed. Gene Ontology annotation, cellular component: Golgi lumen; extracellular region. NCBI's taxonomy places the organism in Eukaryota, Metazoa, Chordata, Mammalia, Primates, Hominidae.